CGCGCCAACCCCGAGUCUCCCUAUCUCUGUUUCGGCUGGUUGGAUGGCUCCUUCGGGAUCCCCUGCCCGGCAGAGGCAGCCGGCGCACAGGGGGCUGUUCCCGGGGCAGCCCGCCGGGCUAGCGGCAGUGCUCCUGCUCCAUAGCCGAACUCACCGGCCUCGCCCGGAGCAGGGCCGCUCCUCCCCUCACCGAGGACACCCGGAGCAGGAGCUGCCCAGGGGCACGGAGAGGCAGGGCUCGGCCACUGGGCCGCGGGAGCGGUGAGCACGGAUGAGAUGCCCAGCACGGCCGUCGCCCCUGCCGGGAAGGCCGCCGCCUCCGCGGGUCCCGCAGGCGCUGAGUGGCUGCGCGGCCGGGCCGGGGCGGAGCGCGGGGGCGGCCGCCGUCCCGGCGCGGCCCCGUCCCCAAACAGCGCUGAGGGGAGCGGCGGGAGGUGCCGGGCCAGCAGCAGCCGCCGCGCCGUGCGGGCCCUCGCGGCCCCGGCCCCGCGCCAUGGAGAUAGAGGCAGCCGCCGCCGCGCAGGACCUUCAUGUGAAAGAGAUUGCUGAAGCCUUUGUGGGGGCUGAUGAUUCUGGAGGCUUGCUUUUUGCAGAUAAAUGUGUGGAUUACAAGUGCUUAAGAAAAUAAGUAAAAUCUACCCUGGCUUCAUUCUAUGGAUAGAAGGAUAACUCAAGUAUCCUGGUGUGGCUAGAGAAAAGGGAAAAGCUAUAUGAAAUCUUUUCAUGCAAAUUAAAUAAUGAUUUCUGUGAUGCUUUGUGUAAAUUGAGGCAGAGUCUUCUUGGUCAAUAGUGCACGGUUGAAUGGUAUUAUUCUUGACUGAAGUAUGUCACUAAUAAACGCUGUUCACAGUGUCAAAUUAAGUCCACAGUGCCAUUUAACCAUGAAUUACUCUUUUGGAAAAAUAUUGCCAGCACAGCUAAAAUGUGCCCCUCUGGGUAUCCCUUUCUCAAAUCUGUUAUGAUUUUGUACUGCCCAGUGGUAAGCAGUUGACUAGCAAUGUAUUUUUGGCCUCUUUUCUGGGUUUGGUUUCUUUUCCCCUUGCAGAAACUAAAUAAGAAGUGUAUUAGAGGUUGAACACUCAAAAAAACUCCCACCCUGCUUGUUUAGUGAGAACUGUGCACUGACUGAAUUCCCCGCACUGUCUGUAUGGAUUAUGUAUGUGAAAAGAGCAUGUUAAUUGCAGGACUGACUCACUAUUUAACACCUGUGCCCCACGGACUUCAGUGGGGACUGUAUACCUGUGUACACUGGCAGAUGUAGGCACAUCUGGAGAAAACACUGGUCCCUGCAAUUUAACUUUAUUCUUAAGCUUUUAGUCUUAAGAUAGUACUCCUGGCUGAUGAGGUGUUUGUGUGGAAUUUCCUUGAUGCAGCCACAGUAGCUGCCUGUGUUUCUGAAAGAGGGCUGCUGGGUGUGUGCUGCCAGGACACUGGGUGAACCUCAUUGCUUUCUAGUUCAGCAGGCACUCCAGUUGCUUGCCACUGUAGUUGGGUCCACAAACAACAAGAACAAAGUAAGUUGCUCGUGAGAUGAGUGGGGUGGAGGUUGACAAGAUGGGCCUCCUGUGGUGUUAGAGUGUGCAGUGUCCACAUCCAGGCCAUGCUGCAGCUGCAAUGACCCAGCUGGUGCUGUCCCUGUGACUUUCCCAGCCAUCAGCAAAACAACAGCUGGAAAUGGGGAUUUUAAACUGAGAUGCCAAUGCAGUGAAAACGUGUAGUACAAGAAAGAUACAGUCCUGGAAAAUACAUGGACCCUCAAACACACAGUUUUCAUGUUUGGUUUGAAACUUGCUUUUCCAAAAGGUGUGAAAUCAAAAUAGUGGCUAAUAAGUUAUAACACAAGAUUAUAAUGUUAUUUGCAGUUUUUAGGUUCUUUUACUGUUCCUAUGUUCAUUUUGCUUCCUGAUUUGUUUGAUUGGACAAAAGAAUGUUCUAUAAUUUGACUGGAUCAUGUUUCCCAGAUGACUGAGCCAUUAUUGUAAACAAAUCCUCUUGUGUAUAAACUAGUGAGUAUCCUGUGGCAAUGUCUGCAGAGUACAUGUUUGGCUGGGUAUAGCAGAAUAGCUUAAAGAUAAUAUUUUCUAUAUUGAACCUACAGUAUUUGAAAAACAGUGACCUGUGUUAAAGUGGGAUGCAAAGGCUUUUGUAUUCCUGUGGUUGAAAGAUCAGCAAUAUUUUUCUCAUAUUAUUUGUUUACAUAUAAGGAUUUGUUGUUGUUGUAUAAAUGACAAAAUUCAAUAAAUGCCUGUUUCAUUAUGAUGCUGUUUUAACUUGGGAAGGAAAAAACCUCUUCAAACACAAAUAAAGGCAUUAAAGCCGUAUUUUGUUUCAGGAA
This is a messenger RNA of Agelaius phoeniceus (red-winged blackbird), 2335 nucleotides long. Lineage: Eukaryota; Metazoa; Chordata; Aves; Passeriformes; Icteridae. The record is from RefSeq and is a predicted model, not a curated record.